CGAUAAAGUACGUUCAGUAGAAAUCAUAAACUGCUGGUAGCACGGCGCUAAAUGCUCAUUAACUUGCUUCUUUUGCUGAACACAGUCAUUACAAAAUUGUAUAAAUAGUGCGUUACGAUAUCGAUGAUGAUAUCACGUGAUUUUGUGUAAAUUUGAUUUGUAAGAGUGAUUUUUUCAUCACUGAUAUGGAAGAAUGGCUAGUGAAAGUGAUGGAUCGUAACAAUACGCCAUUUAUUUUCCUGCUGAUAAUUUUAAAUGUGUGUCUUUAUGGUUCUUGUGCCUUCGUGCCGCCCAACAUCGUUGUUAUCAUCGCCGAUGAUCUUGGCUGGAACGACGUUAGCUUCCACGGUGCCGAUGAGAUUCCUACGCCGAACAUCGACGUUCUCGCGUAUAAUGGCGUGAUACUGAAUCGACAUUAUGUGUUGCCAGUGUGCACACCGUCGAGGACAGCUUUUCUCACCGGGCGAUAUCCCAUAAGGACAGGCAUGCAAGGCUAUCCCUUGCGAGGAGCCGAACGACGUGGUAUACCCUUGAACAACACUCUUCUACCUGAGUAUCUUCGUAGACUUGGAUACACCACUCAUCUCGUAGGGAAAUGGCAUGUUGGUUAUCACACGAGAAAUUUCGGACCUACCCGUCGUGGUUUCGACACCUUCCUGGGAUAUUACACGGGCAUGAUUCAAUAUUUCAAUCAUACGCUCUACGAAAGUGGGCAACUGGGUUACGAUUUGCACCGGAUAGUGGGCGAAAAUCACACGGUUGAAUACAGAUACGACUACAUGACCGAUCUUUUAACCGAUGAGGUUGAAAGUAUUAUCUCAUCGCAUAACACCGAAAAGCCUAUGUAUUUGCAGCUAUCACAUCUCGCUCCACAUGCUAGCGAUGCAGAAGAAGUUAUGGAAGUACGCGAUUGGAAAGAAACAAACGACACUUUUGGUUACAUCAAAGACCUGAACAGAAGGAAGUACGCGAGUGUCGUUGCUACGUUGGAUAAAUCAGUCGGCCGGGUAGUCGAUGCUUUGAAGAGGAAAGACAUUCUAAAUAAUACGAUCAUAAUUUUUAUGGCCGACAAUGGAGCGCAAACUGAAGGAUACCUAGCAAAUUAUGGAUCUAAUUAUCCACUACGAGGGGUAAAAUUCACUCUGUUCGAAGGCGCCGUGCGGGGCGUUGCAUGCAUCUACUCACCUUUGAUUGAUAGAUCGUCGAGGGUCUCGACAAAAUUAUUUCAUAUUACCGAUUGGCUUCCCACACUAUACUCUGCGGCUGGUGGUAAUCCGAGUGAUCUAGAUCAAUUGGAUGGUAUUAAUCAGUGGUCCACGAUCAAAAAAGUGAAAAUUGACGAACGCAGAUCGAUUCUAGUGAAUAUCCAGGAGGACAACGAGGCGGCGUUAAUUGGAAAAUAUAAACUCGUUAGAGAUAGGUCCGAUAACCAAAAGCACUAUGAUUAUUAUAGCGGUAAUAACGUAUCGUAUCCCAAGUACAACGUGACGAAUGUGCUAACAUCGCCAGCCGCAUCAGCCAUCGCGAGCGUUUCGGCCCAUGUAUUAACUGCAGCUAAAAUAAAAGCGCUUCGGAAAAAGGCCACGAUAGUUUGCAAGAAUCUUACGAAUCCCUCCAGUUGCAAGAACCGCACUUGCUUGUUCAAUAUUUACAAAGAUCCUUGUGAAUUUACGGAUCUAUCCUCAAAGAAUACUAAGGUCGUCGAGAGAUUGAGCGUGUUCAUCGACAGCUAUAAAUCGGUCCUCAUGAAGGAGUCUAAUACACCCGUCGAUCCGGCUGGCUUUCCGUGCCACUUUAACAACACUUGGAUGCCCUGGCUGUCGGAUGACUAUCAGCCGAUCAGCAAAGUGCAUUGCACGAUGAACGAAGUUACGUGGUGGCGACCUAAUGACUUCACUUCAGCUUCGUGUUAAACUCGUAUUUGCGUUUAUUCCCGAGGAACCUAGCUGGAACCAGUUUUAAAACGUCGAUGCGUUUCAAUAGACAGAUGAAUCUUGAAAGUCAAUUUAAUAUCGGCAAUGAGUGACGUAUUCAUUACAUAUUUAAUCACGGUUUAAGCGAAAGCUUCUUGAAUGAUGUUUCUUUGUUUUGUCUUCGAACACGAUCUGAAUUUUGUUCUUCUGACUGUUCAAUAAUCAUUUGAAAGAAAAUUGUUCGAUAAUGCUUGAGAAAAAAUUGUGUGUACGUAUAUUAAUAGAUCUUAUUAGAUUUUAAUUUUCGUAUCAAUUAAAUUUUAAAUCGAAAAAAAACAUUUGAGGAAAUAAUUUGAUAGCUUGUAAAUUUGAAUAUUAUAUUGCGAGAUCAAUUUAAAGAUUAUAAAUAUAUUUUAAGACAAAAAUUAUCAAUAGUCUGCUAUUAAUUAAAAGUAAUUGAAGAGUUUCUUAUAAA
This is a messenger RNA of Solenopsis invicta (red fire ant), 2388 nucleotides long. RefSeq names its product arylsulfatase B. Bases 186 to 1913 code for a protein of 575 amino acids. The record is from RefSeq and is a predicted model, not a curated record. The transcript is spliced from 8 exons. Lineage: Eukaryota; Metazoa; Arthropoda; Insecta; Hymenoptera; Formicidae.